UGUGGUUUAUCUUCCAGUCUGUGAUGUUUUUAAAUUCAGAUUUGGGUUGUGGAGCCUCGCAGACACCUGGGUGCAGAGCUGCGUUCAUGAACCAUGUGCUUGAGGUUUCACGGUUGUUUCUCCUGCAGAUCCUGCAGAGGAGGAAUCCCAUCUUUUUCUAGAUUCAGGUUUUGGACCAGGAUGCGAAUUCGAUCUGGCUCCACGGAGCCCGAGGGCUUCACACGAAACUCUGUGCCUGGACAGAGUGCACUGUCGAUGGGAACGGGCUGGUUCAAUGGAAGACUCAUGAAGAUGUUCAGAAGUCCCAGAGGUCAGGAGGGGCUGACAUUACCAUCGAACACUGACGGACGUCUGUCCACCAGCAGCGAGGAGGAGGUGGAGCAGAUGAUGGUUUCCCCCACAGUUCCCCACACCUUUGAGCAAAUGCUGGAGGAGCAGCUUUUCUCCAAAGCCAGUCAGCAGCUGAUAGAGCGAGAGGAGCUUCUGUUUGGACAGAAUACAGAAGAGCAGAAGCUCAAAGAUCAUGAGGCAGAAGUAAAAAGCCUGGCUGCGGACUACUCCACUCUGAGGGAUCGUAUCUUACAGAUUCUGCUGCAGAGUUUCUCUCUGGACAUAGAAUCAGUAAAAGGUCUGACGUCUGCUGUGAUAACCAUCCACCAGGAACACCAGCAAGACCAACUCUGGAAACAAAGAUCACGCACAUCACCAUGCUGGAGGCCAUGCAGAUGGACAGAACUCCACAAUAAAACUGUUCUCAGUUUGGUAAAGGCACGUAUGGACAACCCACAGAAGUCCUCCGAGGGUCAGAGGGGGAUGUCCUCCAUCAUGGAAGACAUCUUCUGCAUGGGUAAGCAGCUGAAGGACGACCUGCAUUUUGUGGUGAACGUGGUGAAGACGUGUUAUCCUCCAGAGCACAACAUCUGUCAAUCCUACGCCGAGCUCUUCCACCAGGCAUUUAGUUUCGGACUCAAGAACAUCGCAGACUUUGGUCUGGGGGACAAGGACUGUGCUUACCUGCUGCGCUGGGUCAAUGAAUAUUAUCCAGAUCUCCUACAAAAACCAGAGCUGAGCUCUGAGAUCAACGCAGACGUUCUGGGAAAACUGCUGCCUCAAGAGUUACUAAAACCUCUGGAGGAACAGUUCCUGAACAGUCAACAGAAUGAGCUGGUGAGGUACAUUGACCGUGUUCUGGGGGAAGCAAAGCAAAAUUGGAGUAAUGGGGAGGAGCCAGUGAGGGAGGAGGGCUGCUAUGUCAGUCACGUGGCCUAUGACAUCAUCCAGUGUAUCAAUGGUCUUGUGAAAUCAGCGUGUACAGUGGUGGGAGACAUAAACAAGGCCAGGAGCAUCACCUGCAGUCUGGACAGUUUAAUGAAAAGGUACAAAUCUUUCCAAGAGGAGGUUGUGAGGCUGAACAGGGCCAACAGCAGAGCCAUCAUCAUGGCCAACCUGGGAUGUAUCCAACAGUUCAGGGAGGUUCUGGAGAAGAACCCUCACCUCUUCAAGGAGAACAUCAGGACAGAAUGUUUGCAGGUUCUGACAGCGAUGAAAAAAUCUGCUCACAGCUACUUUUUAACCCCCAUGCACGAGGCUCUCAAGCCUCAGUACCGCAAACUGGGAACAAACGAGUGGCUGAGCAAACCUGUGUUUAAGAAUCUCCUGCUGAGCCUUCAGAGACAGACAGAGGACCUGCAGGGGCUGAACCAGUCCUGUCUCCAGGAGCUGGUUAGUCAGUUUGAGGAGGAGGUGACGGUGGAGUACGUGAGGCGACUCCUGAAAGGGGACGUCAAGCUGAAGGACAGAAACCAACAGAACCAGGCCUACCACGAGGUGAAGGAAAACGCCGAGGGCUUACGCACAUUUUUCCUGGGGAUGGGCUCGGACCAACUCUGGCUGCAGGAAAUCCUGCUCACCCUGGCAGAGGUUCUGAGACUCCAGGAUCUGCCUGCUGUGCAGGUGCAGGUGGCUUCACUGGGAACCCUCUACCCAGACCUCAGUGAGAAACACAUCUCUGCUCUUCUCAAGCUGAAAACCAACUUCACCAGAUCAGACAGGAAAACAGUUAAAGAGACUUUGACUGACACUCUGAGAGAAACCAGCAGGAACCAGACCAGAACCUUCUUCUCUAAUGUUCUGAUCAAAUGAGGGAAAAAACCACUGUUCCAGUUCUCCUCUGUAUGGUUCUACAGGUACAGAACUAUUGCUGUUAGUAUUGUACUGUUUUGUAGUACUGUUUACUACUGUGUAGUUUACAUAUGUGAUGUGUGCAGAAAACAGGGACUGUAUACAUUUUACUAAAUGUAUAAAUUGUAUUUCACGUGUCCUCAUUGUCAAAUUAUUGUCCAAUUCAAUGAAAUGUGUUGUUUUUUUAAAUAAAUGUGUUUAUAUCUUAAUGU
Molecule: messenger RNA, 2393 nt
Organism: Cynoglossus semilaevis (tongue sole)
Lineage: Eukaryota; Metazoa; Chordata; Actinopteri; Pleuronectiformes; Cynoglossidae
Product: tumor necrosis factor alpha-induced protein 2
Exons: 12
Coding region: 94-2142 (682 amino acids)
Biological process (GO): exocytosis; exocyst localization
Cellular component (GO): exocyst
Molecular function (GO): SNARE binding
Source: RefSeq, a predicted model, not a curated record